AUGCCAACCCCAACUCAAUCACUCGAUCAUCUCAUUCUCUUCGUGCCGGUAGACACAGCUACAAACCUCCCCAAUGUACCAGCCUAUCUCAAAGACAACUUCACCCUCACACCAGGCGGUUUCCACGCUGACGGCGCAACUUCCAACGUACUCAUUCUCCUUGCCGACGGCUGCUACAUUGAACUCGCCAGCUUCCUCGACCCCAAAUUUUUGCCUACACAUUGGUGGGGUCCAGACUUUAACUUUGCAGGCUGGAAGGAUUGGUGUUUGACAAACGCCAGCACGCCUGAGGAGAACUAUGACAAUGUGAAAGAGACGCACGGAGAACCAGUUCACGGUGGCAGAAAGAGGGCAGAUGGUGUGGAUGUCAAGUGGGCUGUUACCUUCCCUAAGGGUGAGAACGGCGGUCAGGGUGUACGGGGCCGUAUACCAUUCUUCUGUCAUGAUAGUACGCCCCGCAAUGUUCGCGUUGCGAUCGAUGACGAGAAGACGACACACCCAUCUGGCGCUCUAGGCGUUCGGCAACUCACCGUCAUCGUUAAGGAUCAAGCGCUGCUCGACGAAACGAGACGUAUCAACGCGGCAAUCCUUGGUGGUGAUGGCUUAGAAGGGAAAGAUGAAGUAUCCUUUCAAGCUAAACGGGUGUUUGAGGUUGAAGGCUUACACGGCGGUGCAAAGAUCACGCUGCGACUACCGAAGGACAACGAAGAAUCGAAGAAAGUAGAGAAAUCAGGAUUUUGGUAUGGAGAUGUGGUAUUGGGUGCGAAGGCUUCAUCAGGGAAGGCUGCUGGGACGAAAGAGAGGCUUGAUGGCUCGGGAGAUGAAGCUGGCGUACGUGGUAUUUGGAUUGAAUACAUAUAA
Molecule: messenger RNA, 861 nt
Organism: Cucurbitaria berberidis CBS 394.84
Lineage: Eukaryota; Fungi; Ascomycota; Dothideomycetes; Pleosporales; Cucurbitariaceae
Exons: 1
Coding region: 1-861 (286 amino acids)
Source: RefSeq, a predicted model, not a curated record